AACCUCUAACUUUAAGUGUGCACUCUCCGCGGACUGCGUGCUGGAAGUGGAAGAAAUGGAGAAAUACCAGGAGAAUUGUUCAUUUGAUUAUAACGAAGAUAAGCAGAAGGGUGUGUGUAUGAUAAAAGAAGAGUUCAUUAUUGAGGCUCAUGUGAGACAGUUGAGCGAAGAGUGCUUGACAGAGACCGAUAAGAAGAAGGUAUCUCUAGAUGCAAACGCGAUAGAUGCAACGGAUGAACCAUCCGCUAAGAGACUGAAGGAAGACAAGAAGGAAAAGCUCAGAGGUCAAAAUAAGGCAAGACCACCUCCGUUCAAGGCUUCGAAAGAGUUGAGUCUCUGUCCCUGGAUUGCGGAUCAAACGGUUGAUGAAUCCAAGAGAAAAUGUUCAAAUCAGCGCUGCACCUUUCUGCACGAUCGGAACGAAUAUUUGAAGAUAAGACCAGAGGACAUUGGUACGAGAUGUCACGUUUUCGAACUGACUGGUAAGUGCCCAAGAGGGCUCACGUGCAGAAUGGGUUUACAACAUUUGACCAAAGACGGUUUCAAUAUUAUCGACGAGAAGAAAUUCAAGGAAUAUAACGAGCAUUUGCCAGCAAUCAGUAAUCACUUACGCAAGGAUCUGCAAUACAAAUUGCGAAAGCGCAACUACGAUUUUUCCAAGGCAGAAGCAAUUGUCAAGGCCAACGAUCCGUCGAGAAAGAAGACACAAGAGAGAAUUUCGAAAAAUGGAACGGAGACGGAGGAUAAUCUGAAAUCGAACGACGUGAUCGCAAAGUCGAUCACUGUUGCCGACAAUGGCAAUGGUCGUGGAGUGAAUAAAGAUAUUUGUGCCAACAAUUGCGAGAAAACGAAAUCGGAUGCUUCCGUUUGCGCAGAUAUAUUGGAUAGAAAAGAAGGAACAGAGGAAACGAGGAUCGGACCGGUCGACGAGAGCGAUCUCAUCAGAUCACGACGGUUGGAGAAGAAGCGAUUCGACUGGAAUGGCAAAAUACUGCUGAGUCCGUUGACGACGGUGGGUAAUUUGCCGUUUCGAAGGAUCUGUAAGGAAUACGGCGCCGAUAUCACCUGUGGCGAGAUGGCAUUGGCACCAAAGAUAUUGAAAGGCGCGCCAGAAGAAUGGGCGUUGGUGAAGCGGCAUGAAAGUGAAGACAUCUUCGGUGUGCAGCUUUGCGGCAACAAUCCAGGAGUCUUGACGCGAUGCGCUCAACUACUGAGUCGCGAAAUUAAUGUGGAUUACAUCGAUUUAAAUCUCGGUUGUCCUAUCGAUCUGAUUUAUAGGCAUGGCGGCGGUAGUGGCAUGCUCAAUCGAUUAAACGUUCUCGAAACCGUGGUAAAGUCUGUCAGUCAGGUGUUGGACAUACCGUUAUCCGUUAAGACUAGAACAGGAGUGUACAUGGACAAACCGAUCGCGCAUAACUUGAUGCCACGAUUUCGGGACUGGGGUGUGUCGAUGAUUACCGUUCACGGUAGAUCCCGUGAGCAGAGAUAUACCAAGCUGGCUGAUUGGGAGUACAUAGAAAAGUGUGCAGUAGCGGCGCAACCGAUACCUGUAUUCGGCAACGGCGAUAUCCUGUCUUUUGACGACUAUCAACGAGUAAAAGAGAUUUACGGUACGGUGCAAGGUGUCACGAUCGGCCGCGGAGCAUUGAUCAAACCGUGGAUUUUUACCGAGAUCAAGGAAGGGAAGUUAAUUGAUAUAUCGAGUUCCGAACGAUUUGAUAUUCUGAAAAAGUACACGAAUUAUGGACUCGAGCAUUGGGGAUCAGACACCCGUGGCAUCGAAACCACUAGGAGGUUUAUGCUAGAAUGGAUUUCUUUUCUUCAUAGAUAUGUGCCAGUUGGACUUUUGGAGAGACCACCACAGAGAAUUAAUGAGAGACCACCAUUUUACAGAGGUCGCGACGAUAUGGAGACACUGAUGGCCAGUUCCAACUGCGCCGACUGGGUGAAAUUGUCCGAGAUGUUACUUGGAAAAGUGCCUAACGGAUUCCAUUUCUUACCAAAGCAUAAAGCAAAUUCGUGGAAGUAAACUCACAAAGAAAGAUGUUUUUCGCACUAAACUUUUUAUCUUGUAUAAGUUUUUGCGACAAAUAAUUUAACAGGAGUAUAUAAGUACAGUAGUAUAAAAGAAGAAACUAUCGGGGUGUAAUGACACUGUUUAUUAUAUCCCAUUUAUUUGUUUUAUAAUACUUGAGAUAAUAUUUUUGAGAGAGAGAGAGAGAGAGGAAAUGAAAUGAGGUGAGAGAAAGAUUAUGUUUAUUGGAAAUACAUGUUCCAUAGUUUUCUCAUGUAUUGCUAUGCAACGAAUUUUUGUCUUUACUAAUAAAUGUGAAUUUACUACU
This is a messenger RNA of Ooceraea biroi (clonal raider ant), 2342 nucleotides long. It is a transcript of the gene Dus3, whose product is annotated as Dihydrouridine synthase 3. Lineage: Eukaryota; Metazoa; Arthropoda; Insecta; Hymenoptera; Formicidae. Gene Ontology annotation, molecular function: tRNA dihydrouridine synthase activity; flavin adenine dinucleotide binding; RNA binding. Gene Ontology annotation, biological process: tRNA processing. The record is from RefSeq and is a predicted model, not a curated record.